AUGGGCAACGAUUCUGCGGCAGCGCGGGAUAUGGGCAACAAUAAUCUUGAAGGCAGUGGCAUUUCUUAUAAUCUUCCUCCUAAUCUCCAGAGCUUGAAUGAUGAGGAUCGCUUGAAGAAGCUUAACUCAGAGCAUGGAAACGUCCAGCUUGGAAACAUAACUGUGGAUAUGGUCCUUGGUGGAAUGAGAAGGAUGAUUAUAAUGCUUUGGGAAACAUCCCUACUCGAGCCAGAGGUGUUCAGAAACACAAAUGUAGGUGCUGAAGGCAAGAAGGGCACUAGAGACACCCUUCUAGAGUAUUUCAAAUACCACCUGGAGUGCAGAGCGUUUCAGUUGUAG
Messenger RNA from Miscanthus lutarioriparius, 339 nucleotides. Lineage: Eukaryota; Viridiplantae; Streptophyta; Magnoliopsida; Poales; Poaceae. The record is from the annotation of a GenBank genome assembly.